GAAUUGCUUGAAGGGCCCUGCCCUACAGGCAGUAAAGGCAUUCCAGGAAAAUUAUCCCAAGGCUCUUGCUCGUUUAAGUGAACGUUAUAACAAUCCUACACUAAGAUUUUUAGACACAAUAGAAUCACUAUUCAAUCUACAGCCAGUCGACAAACCGGACGGUAUUCAUCAUUAUCGUCAUUGGGUACCGGAUCAGAUAUUGCCCAAGCCCUGUUGAUAUUCAUCGUCAUCGGAAAAUGUGACCAGCAAACUCGUAACAAGUGGAAUGGGUCUCUUGACUUACGUACAUUGCCAAAUUGGGCUCACUGCACAACUAUUUUGGAACGUCAUUGUCAGUUUCUGCAAUCAAGCGGCAUUGCAUCGUAUCGAAUGGCUGAUUCUUCGAAACAAAAACACGUGUACAAGCCUAGCAAGGGAUUAUUAUUUGUUAUUACUGAUCCAACAUGCAUUGUUUGUUCCAGCUCCGACCAUAAAAUUGUGCAAUGUUCUCAGUUUCAAGACAUGAGUCCAAAACUCUCAAGUACAGAGUCGUAAAAAAUGCUGGUCUUUGCAUUAAUUGCCUUCAAUUAGGACAGCGGAUGGCUCAGUGCCCGUCUAACAAUCGUUGUCGAAGCUGCAAGCAUCGCCAUCACACUUUUCUGCAUUUUGGUCAACCGCCUGCAUCAUCAUCGUCUACAUCGCCAUCAUCCAUAGCGCAAAUAUCCUCAACAACGACUCCUGGUGCAACGCACUCGCAUAUGAAUCGAUCGCCAGGCGGACAAAUAAUUCUUGCUACUGCAAAGGUACUAGUGCGAGAUUCAUCAGGGGCGUAUAAACAAGGCAGAGCAUUGCUUGACUCAUGUUCCCAAGUCAAUUUCAUAACUGAUUAAUUCGCCCAACGGCUGCAUCUACGCCGUGAUAAGCAUCAUUUCGAAAUCCGCUGCAUAGGGGAGACCUCGACUAAAAUUAACAACUGUACAACUACUGGAAUUAACCAUAUUUGUCACCAUUUGAAGUAACACUACAGUUCUGCAUAACGGCUCACAUUGGCCUACCAGCCGGAUUGGGAAAUCGACACCUCAGAUUGGAGGUUGCCCGCGAAUACACCACUUGCGGACGAAACUUUCCACAGGUCAGGUCGGAUUGAUCUCCUUCUCGGUACCAAGGCAUUUUUCGAAUGUCUGGCUGUUGGAAAGAUUAAGCUCGGAGGCAAUUGCCAGUCCUUUAGAAAAAGUUGCUUGGAUGCGUUGUGUCUGGCAAGUAUCGUCAUCAGUCAGGUAAGCAGUCAUCAACGUGCUUGCUUUCUGUGGAGGAGUCCAUUGACAAAAAUCUUCAAUUACUGUGGAGCAUUGACGCUCUAGUAAAUUCUCCAAAGUCAAUCAAUCCAGAACAUCGGCUCUGUGAAGAUAUGUAUUCAAGGACAACACAGAUGAGUAACGGCAGGAUUGUUGUGCGUCUACCUUUCAAGGGAGAUCCAAUGUGCCUUGGCAAUUCAAGCGAUGUUGCACGUCGUCAUUUUUUGUCGCUCGAGAGGCGCCUCAGUCAGCAGCCUACUGUUUAAUCGCAAUAUGUAACCUUCAUGAAAGAAUAUGAGGAUCUUGGCCAUAUGACUUUAGUGACGAAUGCGAGAUUAAGUGAGCCACACUUUUAUAUACCUCACCAUUGUGUUUUUAGGCCCAGCAGUGCAUCAAUGAAGUUACGAGUCGUGUUUGACGCCUCGUGCACUUCAUCGUCCCAGCAUUCAUUGAAUGAUUUGCUUCUGGUUGGCCCAACACUCCAAGAAGAUCUGUAUAUACUUCUCCGUUUUCGAUUGGUUCGUUACGCCAUCACAGCGGACAUUACGAAAAUGUAUAGACAAGAUUUAGUCAGCCCAGUGGAUCGGUAAUUUCAAUAUAUAUUUUGGAGAGCAUCCCCUGAUGCUGAUUUGCAGACCCUUGAGCUAAAUACUGUGACGUGUGGAACAGCCUCGGCCCCAUACUUAGCAGUUCGUAGUUUCCAAUAUCUGGCAGAUACGCAUGUGAACGAGUUUCCCAUUGGCGCAUCCAUUGUAAAAUCAUCGUUUUAUGUUGAUGACCUGCUAAGCGGAGCAAACGAGCUCAUCGAGUUGCAGAACAUCAAACACGAGGUCACCGAGAUACUUCGCCGAGGACACUUCCCAUUGGUUAAGUGGCACUCCAAUCAUCCCGCCGUCAGGAACGACGAAUCGGUAACGGAUUUAAACUUGGAUGAAAACGCUGUCACUAGCGCACUUGGACUAGCUUGGGAUCAACGUCGUGAUGUUCUACUAUUUGAAUUUAAACCCAAAAAAUUGUAUUCAACAGUCACAAAGAGGAUUAUUCUCUCGACUGCGUCUUCUCUGUUCGAUCCAUUAGGAUUGCUGGCACCAAUCAUUAUCGUCUCGAAAAUCAUCAUACAGGAGCUAUGGCUGCUAAAACUCGCCUGGGAUGAAUCUGUUCCACAAUCACUUCUACAAGCAUGGAGAAGCUGCGUAAUGUCUCUCAAGGAAUUGUCGUCGAUUUCAGUACCCCGUUUUUGCUUGCAAGCUGAGCUCACAGCAUACGUGCUUACGGCUGUCGCGUAUAUGUACGUUUCGCGGACUCGUAUGGCAAUGUCCAGGUUCAGCUCGUCAAAGGCAUCUUUUACUUGUUCCCAAGGAAUCUCAAUUUGUCUACAAUUAUGUUCGGCAUCUUCACUUGCGCAAUUACCAUGCAGGACCAAAGGCAUUAGUUGGACUGCUGCGGCUUCAAUUCUGGGUCAUAAACGCAAGAGCUUUAACAAGCAGCAUUGUUCGUUCUUGUGUACACUGUGUCAGAUAUGGUCCAGUUCUACUUCGUCAAGUCAUGGGUUCCCUACCACCAGAGCGCUUAUCCACAGACAAGCCAUUUCGCCGUUGGAGUCGACUUCUGCGGUCCAGUUUACACCUAUCUUCGAAUACGUGGCAAGGGUCCCACAAAAUCCCAUAACGCCAUAUAUGUCUGCAUGGCCGUAAAGGCCGUUCACAUUGAAAUCGUGUCAGAUCUUUCAACGAAUAAGUUUUUGGAAUCGUUGAAACGCAUGGUUGCCCGUCGUGGACCAGUAUCGCACAUCUAUUGUGACAACGCCACAAAUUUUGUCGGAGCAUCCAACAAGCUACUCGAGUUAAAGAAGUUCAUGUUCAACACUAGCACUCAAGAUGCUGUCCUAUCAUAUUGUUCCUCUGAAGAGACAACCUUUCAUUUCAUUCUACCUAGGGCUCCACACUUUGGCGGUCUUUGGGAGGCCGCUGUCAAGAGCGCAAAGAGUCUGCUGGUGUGUACCCUCGCUUACACCCGGUUCACCUUUGAGGAACUGAACACCGCAGUCGUUGAGAUAGAAGCAGUACUCAACUCUCGCCCGCUGUAUUCUGAUCCCAACGAUUUCAGGGCUCUCACUGCAGGAUACUUUCUAAAUGGAGAUGCACCGCGCGCUUUACCCGAGCGUGAGAUUAUCACCAACAACAUCUCCAACUUGGAUCGUUACGAGCAGAUCACAGCUGUUAAACAGCAAUUCUGGCGUCGUUGGUCUGCGGAGUAUGCGAACGAGCUUCGAGCCAGGACAAAAUGGACUUCAGCUUCCCCAAAUCUCACAGUUGACUCUAUGGUCAUCAUACAUGAGGACAACACACCGCCAUUACACUGGAAAUUAGGGCGUGUUGAGUCUGUUGUGAGUGGCAAAGAUGACCGGGUCCGUGUCGCAUAUAUUCGCACUGCCACUGGACUCUGUUGCUGGCCAGUACAUUAGCUGGCUGUUCUACCUGUCGCUAAAAAGAUAAUUCAUGUUCGGUCAUAUAGCUCAUAUAUACAUUAGUCAGGGUAUCAAUAGCAAUGUCAAAGCAGAUUAUGUUAAGAUUAUGCUAAUUCUCUUCUAUUUGAAUGUCAUAAGCACACAUACACAUGUACGAAGCCUCGCUCUCUUGCGAACUCUGUAAUUGCUCGGUCCCUUUAAUCUUAAUUUAUGUUAAGAAAUCAGUUCUGUAAGCAUCAUCAUAGAAGUCAUUCGUGUUGCUCAUCAAUUUGUAAAACCUUUAUUAAAACUGCAUACCAUCCACA
Drosophila virilis is the source of this 4046-nucleotide messenger RNA. NCBI's taxonomy places the organism in Eukaryota, Metazoa, Arthropoda, Insecta, Diptera, Drosophilidae. The record is from RefSeq and is a predicted model, not a curated record.